CAGUUAUUCAGUAUAAAUAGCUGGCAUUAAAGACGUCUUCAUUUUAAUACAGUUCAGUAUUACUUUUUUUAAAUUGAAAGGAAGUAAAUAUGUCUCUAUGUCUGUUAACGGUCUUGGCAAUGGUCCUUGUGAAUUCAGUAUGGAUUACAAUCUGUGAAGAUAACAUAGAAGACGAGAGUGAAUAUUAUACUCCACAACAUGCUACAGGUUUUCCCUCAUCUAUACAAACUUUGCUAGAAAACCUUUUAGCUGGACAUUAUUUACAAGCACUCUGUGAUAUACUUCAUUUUCAAAGUACCAGUACAUGGACAAGGGACCUGCACAACAAAAUGCUAACAUACCUCCAAACCAAAGGCGCUCCAAUAAAUAGCACUGAGAAUGCCAUUCAACGGUAUUUGGAGAAUCUAAGGCAGCAGCCAGGAUUGUUGCUGACAAAGCUGCGAGAACUUGAUGAUCAAUAUUUCCAGCAGGCUAUGAAGCAUCUGUUGAGUGGCAGAAAGGAAACUAUUAUUCCAGAUAUUUCUGUUGAUUUUGAAUUAUUGAAGAAAGGGCUUCUGGAGACUCCUGGUGGAAAUCGGACCCUUUUCGCAAUUACCACUGAAAAAUGCAUUCCAUUACUUCAGUCUGUAGACUGUGUGGAAAUAUUAAGUCAAAUGUUGCGUAUAACCUCAGCUGGCUUUCUACAAGUAGGGACUAUCAUGAAAAUACCAGACAAUCUCCAUGGAGACAUAUUUAGAAACCUUUCUGUAGUGUUCAGGGAUGUGUAUGAUGUGAUGGCUGCCUCCACCCAAACGGCAGUAUACAAUUGGAUGGCCCGUGUCCUGAAGAAAUCGCACAGCAGAGGAGAAAAGGGAGGAGCCAUAUCUUGGGUUACUGCUGAAAAUCUGCUGUUUCUGGGAAGAUAUAUUGUUCAGCUUCCAGUUCAAGAAAUUCAGAAUAUUAAACUUCAUGAGAUGGAGUUGUUCAUUAGUUAUGACAGUGCAACUAAGCAGCUGGAUUCUGUAUAUGACAUCUCACCGGCUGUUGCAAGAGCUUUCCAAGAAAAGAUUGGCUUGACAAAAUUUGAUCUUAAAAACAUUUCAACUGUAUACAGGCUUGGUCUGCUGGUUUGCUUCUAUGACAACUUGCACCAUUUGGAUGCUUCUGCUGCCCAGCAUUUACUUAAUCAAAUGAUCAAAUGCAAUCAUCUCAGAAGUGUUAACGUGGACAUUCGCAAGUUAAAAUCUCAGCUACUGGAAGUUGUAAUUAAAAAUCAGAGCCUGAAUGAAAGCCUGCGCUACCUGUCUGAUGCUGUGGUAACCCUCACCUUUAGCCAGCUGGAAUCCUUAUCACCUUAUGCAGUACUGACAGCUGUUUCUGAGCUUCAGAAAGUGUCUGGUUGGUCAAAAAGCCAAAUUAUGAUUCUUGCUGAUAAGUACUACAGAAAUGCUGAGCUUACAUCAUUCUAUAACAUUAGCCAACUGGGAGCGCUGGUUUCAGGAAUCAGUAUUAACAUCUUUUACACCUUAAGUUUGGAUGAACUCUUUGACUUUGUGGAUGGACCGUUGUCAGAAUAUAUUUCAGAUCUAACACCUGCCCAACAACAUGCAGUAAUCAAGCAGAUCAUUGACAGUGGAGACAUUUUACUUGAAGAAAUUCCUGGGAAUUUAUUUAAAGAAGUAUCAUUAUCAAAUAUAGCCACACUGCAGACUGCUGAUGUUUCAUUCCUUAAAGAAAAAGAACUAAGAACAAGUCAGGCAUUGUUUUUAUGUGAAUUCCUGAUGGGAAAGGACAGCAUAACUGAACUUAUCAGCACAGGACAGUUGUCGAAAGGAGUGACUUGUGAAGAUAUCGAAAACAUGGACAAUGUCACGCUGACUGAGCUGUUCAAAAACACAUUUAAUUUACUAUCACUACAUCAGAUACGUUGCUUAGCUACAAAGAUGUGGAAAGAAUUCAAAGAAUCUGUACACCCUGCUCUCUUACUGAUGCUGCCUGCACACUAUUUCACUAAUGCUUCUUCGUUCACAUGUGAAACAUUUUUGAAUGGGAUAACAAAAGUUGAACUUGAUGGCUUGCUUAUAAAUGAGGACAGAAAAGCACAUGUUGUCGACAAAGCACUUCAUUGUUUGAGUAAUUCAUUUCCAGAUGUACAUGCUGUAGACUUACUUGGUAGCCUCAUCUGCCAUCUACCCCCCGGAAUUAUCCAGAAUCUGUCAAGUGAAGUGAUAUCAGCAGCAGUGCCACAGUUACGACUCUGCUGGAAUCUCAGCAAUGAGCAGAAAGUGCAAGUCCGAUAUAAACUCAUUGAAUUGUAUGGAAAUCCUCUGAAAUGGAACACUGAAAUAGUACAUGAUGUGGGACCACUUAUAACCCUGCUGUCCAGUGAUGAGAUUUCUGCACUUGCUGCAAAGUUUUUAGAUGAAGUACUGCAAAUUAUCCCAAAAGUUCCUGAACAGAAUCUUCCAAAACACUUCCUAGCAUCUUUAUUUGCUGUUAUCCAUAGCCCUCCUGCUAAUAUUCCACAGUCUAAACAGAAAAAAGACUGUAAUGGAAUCAGAGCUCCAUCUUCUGAUGAGAUAAGAAAGCUGUCUGAGGCAAACUGUUUUUGGACUGUUCAAGAAUUGAGCUGCAUUUCAGCAGAAACAUUUGUAAGAAAUGUGGACUAUCUUGGAAGUGUAGCAUGUUUCAGCAUAUCCCAGCUUACUGCUCUGAAGGAAAAAGCAAAACAGGUCUGGAGUGGCCUAUCUGAGUGGAAGAGUUACCAUAUUGUUGCUGCUGGAAGAAUUGUGCUGUCCCUUACAGAGGAUGAAAUUAAAGAGCUGAAUUUAAGUUCAGUAGAUAGUAUUUCUGCAUUUAGUCAACAGACUGAAUGGACAGUUCUCCAAGCCAAAGCCCUUUUACAAGAAUUCCUGAAAGAUUCUGGUCUACCAGUCAGUUCAUUGAAGAGUUCAGACCUGAUAGCCAUGGGAAUCAUUCUUUGCAGCCUUAACCCAUCACAAAUCUCCCUUUUAAAUAUUGUUGAAUACAGUACUGCUGCUGCCAGGAUCGGUUUCCUGUCAUGUGACAUGGAAAUUCUGCAAGAGCUCAAGAAAAAGGCUGAAACUGUUUUUGGAAAUGCCAUAAACUGGAAAAGUUACAUCUUACAAGAAGUUGGUAUGGUUGCAGCUGCCCUAAAUGUGUCUGAACUAAAAAGUAUCAACAGAAGCAUGAUGCCAUAUUUCCAGUCUAAAGCAAUAUCAGCCAUCCCACCAGCAAUAUUCAAGGAAUUAUCACCGGAGCAGAUAGCCAACAUGGGUCCUGAAAACGCAGCUGCUAUUACAAGAGCACAGCAAGAAAUGCUGAGCAAGGAACAGUUAUCAAGCCUACGGUUUGCAUUACAUGGUACUGAGGAAAGUGUCACUUCUAGCAGUAAUAGCUGGCUGACGGCAACAGACAAAAUAACUGUCGCCCCAAAAAUGACACAAAGGAAAUAUUUCUCUAAUCUUGCUCCAACUGUCACAACUGGUUUUCAGUUUCUUUCUGGAUAUUACCUAUGGAUAUGUGCUUUCUUCAUUGUGCAGAUAAUUACUGGACAAACUUCUGCAUGAAUUAAAACCCUAAAAGACAGACUUUUGCUGCAUAAUAGGUUAGAAUGGAAGAUAUCAUGGGCGCUUUCUUUUUUAUGCAUUUAACUAUACACAGGACUCUUUUUAACAGAUUUCUUGUUGUAUUGGCAUUCCCAAGUAGCAUGACAAUAAAGACAGAAAAGAAGGGAGGGACUCUAGAUGUAUUAAUAUAACUGAUAUGUUCAUUUUGUAUUAAAUUUGUAUUUAAUGUUCCAGAACAUUUCAAGACCCUCAGACUCAAAACUGAAGAAUGCUGAAGAUCAUAUGGAAAUGUAACUUAGAAAAACAUGGAUGUGCAAAUGACAUAUCUUUUUCAGAAUUCCCUUCUGCUGUGAAAAAAAAAUUUAGAUGAACAGUUACACCAAUAGGGGUAAAAUAAUUAGCAGAACACAGCAAAGGUCCAGUCACAGUAAAGUACAUUACUACUGCCAAAAGAAGCUUUCCAGACUUUUGAUUCUUUCUUUAUCUCAAGUGAUUUGCUACCGGGCAGCUGCCUUAUUAAGCAAAAAAUCAUCCUUUAUUAUGAAAGGUGUGUCCUGUCUACACUCUGAACGUCAAGAUCUGGAUUAGAUGCAACACCGCUGACAGCACAGUUCCAAAAGGGUUUCCGGUCUGAUAAUCGACUUAUGUUCAUGUAUAACCCAUAAACUGAUUGUGCCUUAUGUUCCUGAAUCUCAUUUCUAGAUGUUCUGUUCUUGUGUAGUAUAAAGAGUUAUAUAGAUCUGAUACAGAUUUUUGUAUGAGACAUGCUAAAUUGCUAAAGUGAGAACACUAGUAGCUGCAGUCAGUGUAGCAUUAUACCAAAAGCAAAAUAACAUGACCUUUACAUUUUGUAUGUAGUUUAUAGGCACGGUGUUGGAGAAAGGCCAUGAUACUGUAAUAAAUACCCAACAAUCUAAAUCACA
Protopterus annectens (West African lungfish) is the source of this 4492-nucleotide messenger RNA. RefSeq names its product otoancorin (gene OTOA). Gene Ontology annotation, biological process: cell-matrix adhesion. Bases 90 to 3569 code for a protein of 1159 amino acids. Gene Ontology annotation, cellular component: cell surface. The record is from RefSeq and is a predicted model, not a curated record. The transcript is spliced from 29 exons. Lineage: Eukaryota; Metazoa; Chordata; Ceratodontiformes; Protopteridae.